AGUUGUAUUCCAGUAGUAUAAAAUAUAACUUGAAGUCGUCAGUAUAUUUCCGGUAUAUUUUUAAAAUAAGACUGUAUAUUUUGUUAUAUUUCCGAGGUUCGGACGAUGUAUUUUAGCGCUAAGUCCGCGGUCACACUGCCUGGUGUGCGACUUGAAGCCGACUGUGUGUGUGUGUGUGGUCGAGGUAGAGAGAAAAGUGGAAAAGCAGAGAAGCAGAGUGUAGAGAAUAGGCAGCGCGGAGAUCGAAGAAGAAAAAGCCCAGUUUGAAUCGGUGCAAAAACAGUUGCACGAAGUGGCAAGCCCAAAACCAAAAGUACGAAGAAACAAUUUACAGCAUUGCCGUAGACGUGCGUGUGACUGGCAGCAACAGUAAAUUCAAACGCAACCUCGUCGGCCCUCACAUAACAGCCUCACACACUGCCUUUAGCCGCGUCGCUUCGCAUUGCGCAUUACGCUACGGCAGCGGUUACGUCGUGCGUGCUGUGCCUCUCAUCUUUCUGUUCGACGGUGCGUGUGUGUGUGCGUAAGGUGUGGUGUAUAUAGAAAAUCGAUUGCAAUUGAACCAACGCCGCAGUCGCCGUAGCAGCAGCCGCGUGUGCUGUUACGAUUUUUUCCAUUACCAACAUUUCUGAGCCGUUCUGCGGUUUUUUUUUUUGUUAAAUCAAUCCACCGCGCGCCGUUUUCUGCAACAUAUCAAAAAAUUGUUUUAAAUAUUUUUUGCCUGUGCCACCCGCUUUUCGGUGAUUGCGUGUGGGUGUGUGUGUGUGUGUGCGUGCGUGUCGUGCGUUGAAAGGAGAUAGAGAAGAAGCAAGAGCGUUAUCGCUCCAUCUCUCUCUCCUAGUUCCGUUCCGGAUCGAAAAUGGAUAAGCCAACAACAAAAACCACAACGAACACGGCCCCGGCCGAUGCCCAGAAUGAGGCAACAGCAGCGGCAACACAGCCAAAUGCUGGGUGUGGCAGCACCACCACCACCACCACCAACAACAACAACAAAAGCAACAACAGUGGCACCACCACAACUAACGGCACCAGCAGCAACAACUGUAACGGGAAUAGGAGCCACAGCAACGGCGUCGCCUUGCAGCGUUUAUCAUCAUCGACUACAACAACAACAACAAGUGUAAAUGGCAACGCCACAAGCAACGGCAACGGAAGUGGAAGUGGCAGUGGCUCCUCCAACGCUGGCAUGCUGAUUAACCUCAAUAUCAGCACCACCACCGGCGGCAACUUUGCCGUCAGCGUGGAGCCGCACAUCAACGUGGAGAGCCUCAAAAAGAUCAUCGCCAAAAAGCUGAAGGUGGCAAAGGAUCGUAUAUGUCUGCUGCACCGUGAAAAAGAACUACAGGAUGGGACACUCAAAGAUCACAACUUAAUGGAUGGUUCCAAGAUCAUUUUAAUACCAAAUGUGGAAACUGGUUUACUGGCCCAGCGUCCGGAGAACACGGUGAUGCAGGCCCUUGAAUCGCUCAACGACUCGCAGGUUAACGACUUCCUCAGCGGCAAGACUCCGCUCAAUCUGAGCAUGCGCCUGGGCGACCACAUGAUGCUCAUCCAGCUCCAGCUGAGCACCGUCAAUCCGAGUGCCGCCACUGUGGUGUCCGCCUCGGGCGGCGGCGGGUCCGCCUCUGCGGGUGGCAGCUCCUCCUCCUCCACCAGCUCCAGUUCCAACGCGACUUCUGCAGCCGCCGCUUCGACAGCCGGGGGCGGCUCCACCUCCUCCGCCGCUGCCGGAUCAUCAGCCGUGCUGCUGGGGGGCGGUGGCUCCUCCAACAAUAGUUCAUCGUCGCACACACGUGCUCGGCCGUCCGGCCAGCGCCUUGGCAAGAUCGGGCAUGGCCACGUGCACAGCCAUCAACAUCCGAGCCUGCAUCACGGCUCCUGGCACGGCCACGCGCACGGGCAUGGGCACGGGCACGGGCAUGGGCAUCACCAUCAUCACCACCACCACCAUCAUCAUCACCACCAUCACAACGCCUCGGCGGUGGCCGCCGGCACCGGCGGGGGCAUGUCCUCGCUUCGCAAGAUGUACGUUGAGCUUCCCAGCUCCAGUCCCAGCACCAACACGAGCUCCAGCUCCAGCUCCAGCACGGGAGGGGGAGGAUCGAGUGCUUCCAGGGGCAAGCAGGAGGGCCAGGGACAUUGCCAGGGCCAGGGCCAGGGCCUCAUCAAUGCACCCGAUCUGACCAAACUGCUGAUCAAGGGCGGCAUCCAAAACAUUGUCAAGAGCUUUGCCCUCAAGGAGACCACGCGCGCGUCAGCCAACGGAUCGGCUGGGUCCUCCGGAUCGUCCGCUGGCCCCGCCACCGGGAAGACCCUGCUGGAGCAGUCGCCCAUCAAAUCGCUCUCGAAUCUCGUCUCGAGCCCCAUUAAGAUGACGGCCAUCAAGAACAUUCCCUCGGGCUCGAGCUGCAGCUGCAGCUCAAACGCAAACCCCGCCACGGCACCUGCUUCCACAUCCAGUUCCGCCUCCGCUUCGUCGGGAGCAUCGGGUGGCGUGGUCUGCAGCAGCAACGGCUGCCAACAGGAUCCGAUAGCCGCCAAGCUGACGUCGUGCCUCUGCACGCGCCUGGCCACACCGCCAGCUGGACAGACGACGGACUCCACUGCCUCCACUGCUGCACCUGCAUCUGCCUCUGCCACCGCCCCAAUGGCACCCAGGUCUAACAAAUGCCCCGACAGCUGCAUUGGCUUCGCUGCGUCCCGCUCCUCGGCCACGACCAGCGGCAGCAGCAGCGGCGGCGGCAGCCUCGGGGUCACCUUCUCGGGUAACUCGAUGAUGCACAAGACGGGCAACAACCGCAUUGCGCGCUCGAAGCACCGCCACUUCCACAGCCACAGCAGCCAGAAUCAGUUCUACCAGCAGCCGUGCGUGAAUGCCGCCGCCUUCUCCGCCUCGGGAUCGGGGUCGCGCCGCAAGCAGGAGCAGGCCGGAGCAGCAGGACCCACAGCGGCUCCAGCAGCAGCAACAACGCCCCAGGCCACCGUCUCGGGCUCCGCCUCUUCAGAGCCGGAUGAGGCAUCGCUGGGUGUGUCCGACACCCGGACACUGGCCGAGGCAUCGCGCAAUCUCACCCAGACGCUGCGCAAGCUCUCUAAGGAGGUGUUCACCAACAAGAUCGAUCUGUCCGGGGCCAGUGUGAGUAGCUCCAGCAGCGGCGGUGGCUCCUCCUCCUCCUCGGGGUCCGGCGGCAGUGGUGGCAGCCACGUGGCCGGCGGCUCUUCGGGGGGUGCAGGCGAUGAGACGCCCAGAAAGGGCGGAUCCGGGGCCGUCAUUGAGUCCAUGAAGAACCAUGGGAAAGGCAUCUACUCUGGCACCUUCUCGGGCACCCUAAAUCCCGCCCUGCAGGACCGCUACGGUCGCCCCAAGCGCGACAUUUCGACGGUGAUUCACAUUCUCAACGAUCUGCUGAGUGCCACGCCCCAGUACAGUCGCGCGGCGCGCAUCAGCUUCGAGACACCCAGUGGCACGGGUGGUGGCUCCGUCUCCAGUGGGUCCGGGUCCGGAUCCUCGUCUGCAUCCACCUCCUCCUCUGCUGCAGCAGCAGGAGCUGCAGUCAGUGGACUGCAUCAUGGAUCCCGCGGUAAAAUUUACUCAUCGAAGCACCACAACUGCGUGAAGUGCAGUCGCGCCCACCAAUACACAGCCGUGUCGACAGCCCUGACUGGCGGCUACUCCGCAUCGAAGGCAUCCGCCGCCGCAGCACUAUCCUCCGCCUCCACAUCGUCCAAGUCCACGCACAGCUGCUGCCUCCUGGAGGGCAGCAAUGCCGGCGGCAGUUCAACAGCAACAUCGGCCUCCAUCCACAGCAAUGGAAAUGGGAACGGGAAUGGCUGCAGCUGUCGCUAUCGCCUUGUGGCCGGCGGGGAGGAGCGCGAACGCGAGAAGGAGCACACGUGCCAGAAGUGCACCCAGGAGCUGGACAAUCUCAAGACCAAGUCGAAAAUGGACCAGCUGCGCCUGGUCAUGCAGCAGCACAAGCAGAAGCGCGAGGCGCGCAAACUGAAGUGCGGACCCUAUGCGGUCAAUGUCAGGCAAGCGGCUGCGGAGGCCAGUGCGGGCGCUGAGGCUGCCUCUGUGGGCGCGGGCGCCCAGUACAGUGCAGUGAGUGCCCUGGUGGCCACUGCUGCCCAGGGAACAGCCGGAGGAGGAGCUGCAGCUGUAGGAGGAGGAGCGGCGGCAGCAGCAGCAGCAGCAAAUACCACAACAUCAACAACAACCACCACCGCCACAGCCACAGCAGCAUCGGGGGCCAGCAGCGAGGUGCCGCCCAAUCACAUUGUGGAGGAGGUGGACACGGCUGCCUAAGCAACCUCUCAUCGAGCCCCUCAACCCCUCAACUUUGUCCUAUUUGUUUAGCAUUUACUAGUUUAUGCUUGAAGUUUGUUCCACAAGCAACAGAACACAAUCCACAACAACACGAAGAAAGAAAGAAGAAACAGAAAGAGAAACCGAAACAGUUAGAAGACAGAAAAAGAGUUACAGAAUAGAAGCUUAAGCUUGUAAUCAUCUAAAUAUAUAUAGUGUAUAACCAGGCGAUCCCUAUAUUUGUGGAUGAUAUGACAUGAACUCCACCAUCCACCAUCCACCAUCCACUCGUUGCUCUGCCACCCAGCGACGGCGGAGAGGAGAGAGUGAAAGGGGAGUGGAGCUGUUAAAUUAAUUGUAAGAAUUAUAAUUGAGAACACACAAAAACCAGAACCAGAAACAGAAACACAACCACAAGAUGAGAAUAAUAUAAUGUUGUAAAAGCCACUCGGCCCCAGGGCGCUCCAGGGUGAAUCCAGGAGUGCACUAAAUUAUAUUUGUAAAUGGAAUUUAGUUAAAUUUGUUUGUUCCAUCUGAGGGAAAACGGAACCUUUUCAAAAACAAAACAAAAAAAAAGAGCACCACUCUACUCCAGAAAAGAGAGUGGCGAGUGGAGAGGAGGGGGAGAAUCCAAAAAACGGAACACACACUGCAUAAAAUAGUAGUUAAAGUAACCGAAAGGAAGAAGGAGAGAAAUUCAGCAAAACAUUUGAUAAAUUAUAGGAUAUAUCCCUCCCCCCUCCCCCCCACACUUAAUGCAAGAAGCAACAAAAAAAAAACCAUAAAUUAGAAUUUACUUUAAGGACACACACACACAACCACACACACACACACACACAUACAUGGCUUUGGCAGCUUUAUAUUCAAUAUUAUGUUAAAACUUAAACACGAGAGAACGAGAGAGUAUCGAUCGCUUUAACCUGAUUUGCCUUAAUAGAAAAUCGUUUUUUUUUUUCCGCCUUAUCUAUAUCUAUAUAUAUAUAUAUAUUUAGAUUUUUUUUUUCGUUUGAAAGAGUAUUUUUUUUUGUUUGUUUCUGACGGACAAAUUGUGUUUUGCGAAACAUGGAAGGCGAAGGAUAAUGAAUGGGGUUCAGACCACCCACCCAUCCACACCACCAACACCACCACCACACACACGGCACCCAAUUACUGUCUAUUACUGUCUAUUACUAUUGAAUUAGUUAGUAAGAAGUACCUAUGUUUUUUUAUUCUAUUAAUUUUACUUUUGAGAACACACCACCCUAAUGCUAUAUCAAUAAUCUUUAAUCUGUAAUUUUUAAUCUGUAAUCUGUAAUCUAUUAUCGAUUGUCGUUUAUCGUUUAUCGUUUAUCGAUCGAAAGUGAAGUGUAUCGUAGUUUAGUUUGCAACAAGUCGCAGGAGAAUGCAGCCGAUUUAUCAGUUAAUCACUUUGGAUUAUAAAUACUAUAUACAUAUUGGAUACGUACACUAAUUAUUAUUAUUAUUACUAUUAUUUUUUUUUUAUUGUUCGUUGUUCAACACUUACACUCGUACUCGUAACCCGAUUUCAAGCCGAUAUUCACAAGCAGAAGAAGAAUGCAAUUAGUUUUUAGGCAAGUUUAACUUUUGAUUUGUCGACUGGAGUAUCGAUUCGGCCCCAAACCCCCACCACCACAGCAGGAACAGCAACAACAACAACAACAACAACAACUACUUUUGAUUUCAAUAAAUGUUUAGUAAAUGGUUUAGUUAACUAA
Drosophila miranda is the source of this 6021-nucleotide messenger RNA. RefSeq names its product midnolin homolog (gene stx). Gene Ontology annotation, molecular function: protein binding. Bases 860 to 4306 code for a protein of 1148 amino acids. The transcript has 4 exons. Gene Ontology annotation, cellular component: nucleus. NCBI's taxonomy places the organism in Eukaryota, Metazoa, Arthropoda, Insecta, Diptera, Drosophilidae. The record is from RefSeq and is a predicted model, not a curated record.